Molecule: messenger RNA, 495 nt
Organism: Arachis stenosperma
Lineage: Eukaryota; Viridiplantae; Streptophyta; Magnoliopsida; Fabales; Fabaceae
Exons: 1
Coding region: 1-495 (164 amino acids)
Source: RefSeq, a predicted model, not a curated record
AUGUGGGCAUACAGUACAGCUUUCCAAACCCCCAUUGGAACUUCACCAUAUCAGUUAGUAUAUGGGAAGUCCUGUCAUUUGCCAGUGGAACUAGAACAUAAAGCCUAUUGGGCUACUAGAUUUCUCAACCUUGAUGCUAAAGUAGUAGGGGAGAAACGGCUGCUCCAACUAAAUGAGUUGGAUGAAUUCCGCUUAGAAGCAUUUGAAAAUGGAAAAAUCUAUAAAGAAAAGGCAAAGAGGUGGCAUGAUAGAAAGCUAGCUUCUAGAGUCUUUGAACCAGGACAGAAAGUCCUGCUCUUCAAUUCAAGACUCAAACUAUUCCCUAGGAAACUUAAAUCCUGGUGGAUAGGAUCGUUUGUGAUUACCAAGGUAUCACCUUACGGAUACAUAGAACUUCAAGGUAAAGAAACCAGGUUCACUGUCAUUGGACAGAGGGUUAAGCAUUACUUUGAAGGAGAUAUAGAGCCAGGAGGCUCAACACUGCUACUAAGUUAA